Molecule: messenger RNA, 1619 nt
Organism: Orbicella faveolata
Lineage: Eukaryota; Metazoa; Cnidaria; Anthozoa; Scleractinia; Merulinidae
Product: ribonucleoside-diphosphate reductase subunit M2 B-like
Biological process (GO): deoxyribonucleotide biosynthetic process
Cellular component (GO): cytosol
Molecular function (GO): ribonucleoside-diphosphate reductase activity, thioredoxin disulfide as acceptor
Source: RefSeq, a predicted model, not a curated record
UGAUCAUUCCUUCCUCAGCCUUCUCGUACAUUGCAUCUGCGUGCUCUUUUAUAUCCUUUCCUUUUGUAAGUAGUUACUCCGUAGUUCAUCAUGCUUGGUGUAGACAACUAUAUAGUCAAGAGCGACAACAUUAGCAAGCUCACGAAAGCUGUCAAAGACGUUUCCUUCAACGAGACCGAGGAGGACAAAUGCAACCAGAAGAGUGAGAAGCAUCGUGGACCAGAGAAGCCAGUUUACAAAGCAAAGUCGAAGUUCAACACCGAAGAUGAGCCUCUUCUUCGUGAAAAUCCACACCGAUUUGUCCUCCUUCCCAUCCAAUAUAAGGAUAUUUGGCAAAUGUACAAAAAGGCUGAAGCCUCCUUCUGGACUGCAGAGGAAGUAGAUCUUUCCAAAGAUAAAGAUGACUGGGUUAAACUUUCGGAUGAUGAAAGGUAUUUCAUCAAGCAUGUUCUUGCUUUCUUCGCUGCUAGCGAUGGCAUUGUCAAUGAAAACUUGGUUGAGUGUUUCAGCCAGGAAGUCCAGGUUCCAGAGGCAAGAUGUUUCUAUGGCUUCCAAAUAGCAAUUGAGAAUAUCCACUCUGAAAUGUACAGUCUACUGAUCGAGACUUACAUUGAGGACUCUGCUGAAAAACAGCGACUUUUCAAUGCCAUCGAGACAAUGCCUUGUGUCAUGAGAAAAGCUCAGUGGGCCCUCAACUGGAUCAACCCAGAGAGAGCAUCUUAUGGUGAGAGGAUAGUGGCUUUUGCUGCUGUGGAAGGAAUCUUUUUCUCUGGUUCAUUUGCUGCCAUUUUCUGGCUAAAAAAGAGGGGCAAGAUGCCAGGUCUAACAUUCUCGAAUGAGCUCAUAAGUCGUGACGAGGGUCUUCAUUGUGACUUUGCCUGUUUGAUGUUCUCCUACUUGGUCAACAAACCAUCAGAAAAAGUUAUCAAAUCAAUAAUCAUGGAUGCUGUCAUUAUUGAACAAGAAUUCCUUACAGAAGCCCUCCCAGUUAAACUCAUUGGCAUGAACCAUACCUUGAUGAAACAGUACAUUGAAUUUGUUGCUGACAGACUUUUAGUGGCCCUCAACUGUUCUAAGGUUUACAAUGCUAAAAACCCAUUUGACUUCAUGGAGAACAUUUCCUUGGAAGGGAAGACAAACUUCUUCGAGAAGAGAGUCGCAGAAUACCAGAAGGCAGGAGUGAUGAGCAAACAGCAGGAGAACAAAUUCACACUGGACGAAAACUUUUAACCAGUGUUUUUUUAAUCAAAAAAAGAGAAAAAUGUUUUUUCAGCUUGAACAUUAAUAACAAAUCACGCACUUACAUAAAGGUUGUAAAUACUUCAGCAGUCAUUUUUCUAUAGAUUUUGUAUUUUUACAGUUUGAUCUUAAGCAAACUCCGUAAAUAAUAUUUUACAAUGAUUUGGAUGUAAAGCUUGAAUUUUUUUAUGACAGUGUACAGAAAUAGUAUUUUUUUCCACUGAUUAUAAAUCUUUCAAUAUAUUUUUUUUAACCACAGCUGUACAGUUAUCAAGUAUUUUUUUUUCUUGUUAUGCUUUUAAUGGAAACUAAAUUAUUAAAAACUUUCUGUUGAGAGUUUAAUUUUUUUUUUGAUCAAUAAAGAAACUUGUAUGUUUUAA